GGAAAAGGGCGGGAGAGAAGGGGUGACUCUGAUUGGCCGUCCCUCAUCGAAUCAGAUGACGUUUCGGCGGGUUUCCAGAGCUCAGGGUUAUUGUCGGUCAUUUACCUGAGCAGGAGGAGGCGUCGGCUGAGGGUCCGGAAAAUCGGAGUGACCGCACUACUGAGCUGCUACCGAGAGAUCCGCUGACUUAUCGCUCAUCUUCACAGCGGCUGCCCAUAGGUUCCAGUACUCUGCAGACAAUUCUACACUCUUGGCUUCCAAAAACUAACACCGUAGUUUUGCCGCUCAUGCAGAGUGAUAAGUAAUGCUUUUAUUUUUGUACUGCUACCUUUGAUAAACUACUGCCGCUGCUUUACAGUAUUGCCUUACGAAUCCAAAGAAUAUUCGGUGGAGGCAAGCACAGACCCCAUAUUUAAUACCACCAUCACCACCACCACCAUCAUGAAGCUUAAAGCAGAAGUGUACACCUUUGUAUUGCUGCCUAUCUACCUGUUAAUGUUUGUGUACAGCACUCUCACAUUUAUACCAUGGUAUUUUCUCACUAAUGCAAAGAAGAGAAAGGCUAUGGCAAAAAGAGUAAAAGCAAAACCUGUCUUGGACACACCUGGAAGCCCUUACCGGGCUGUAAGCCACUUCGACUCACUGGCCACGAUAGACAUUCCAGGAGCGGACACACUGGACAAACUGUUUCAACAUGCUGUAUCCAAGUUUGGCACAAAAGAUUGUCUGGGCACCCGGGAGCUGCUGAGUGAGGAAAAUGAGAAGCAGCCAAAUGGCAAAGUGUUUAAGAAGUUAAUAUUAGGGGAGUAUAAAUGGUUGAAUUAUGAAGAAGUUAACACAAGAGUCAACCAUCUUGGCAGUGGUCUGGCUGCACUGGGCCUGAAACCGAGGAGCACCAUUGCCAUAUUCUGUGAGACCAGAGCAGAGUGGAUGAUAACCGCACAAGCCUGUUUUAAAUACAAUUUUCCUUUGGUUACUUUAUACGCUACACUUGGCGAGGAAGCAGUGACUUAUGGCCUGAACGAAUCUGGAGCCACACACCUCAUUACCAGUGCCGAGCUGCUAGAAACAAAGCUGAAGAGUGUAAUGUCACAAAUAAGCAACAUUAAGCACAUUAUCUAUGUGGGAAAGAAAAACCUAGACAAAUCAGAGUAUCCUGCUGCUUUAGAGAUCCAUAACAUGGAAGCAGUGGAAGAGUUGGGUGCCAAACCAGAGAACUUGAACAAUCCCCCAAACAGACCGUUACCUACAGACCUGGCCGUUGUAAUGUACACCAGUGGUUCCACUGGCAGACCCAAAGGAGUGAUGAUGAUUCAUAGUAAUUUAAUCUCUGGCAUGGCGGGACAGUGUGAACGGAUACCUGGGCUGGGGCCCAAAGAUACCUACAUUGGCUACUUGCCUUUAGCACAUGUACUAGAGAUGACUGCAGAGAUAUCAUGUGUGACCUAUGGCUGUAGGAUUGGAUACUCCUCUCCGCUAACACUGUCAGACCAGUCCAGUAAAAUUAAGAAGGGAAGCAAAGGUGAUUGUGCAGUUCUGAAGCCCACCCUGAUGGCUGCCGUACCUGAAAUCAUGGAUCGCAUUUAUAAGAAUGUCAUGAGCAAAGUGCAAGAAAUGAAUGUUUUACAGAGAACAUUGUUUAAGCUGGGCUAUGAUUACAAGCUGGAGCAGAUAAAGAAGGGAUAUGACGCUCCAUUAUGCAAUAUGAUACUGUUCAAAAAAGUAAAAGCUUUAUUAGGAGGGAAUGUGCGCAUGAUGCUGUGUGGCGGUGCUCCUUUAUCUCCACAGACCCAGAGAUUUAUGAAUAUCUGUUUCUGCUGUCCCGUCGGCCAAGGUUAUGGAUUAACAGAAACAUGCGGAGCUGGUACUAUCACUGAAGUAUGUGAUUACAGCACUGGCAGAGUGGGUGCUCCUCUUACCUGCUGUGAAAUUAAACUGCGAGACUGGUUGGAAGGAGGCUAUACGAAUCGAGACAAACCACACCCACGGGGAGAGAUUGUCAUUGGAGGAUACAAUGUUUCAAUGGGAUAUUUUCAAAAUGAAGAAAAAAGCUUAGAGGAUUUCUGUGUGGAUGAAAAUGGGCAGAGGUGGUUCUGUACUGGAGACAUCGGUGAGAUCCACCCAGAUGGCUGCUUGCAGAUAAUUGAUCGGAAGAAGGAUCUGGUGAAGCUGCAAGCUGGAGAAUAUGUGUCUUUGGGCAAAGUGGAAGCUGCUUUGAAAAACUGUCCACUCAUUGACAAUAUCUGUGCUUACGCCAACAGUCACCAGUCUUACGUGAUCAGCUUUGUUGUUCCUAAUCAGAAGAAGCUGACUAGCUUAGCACUACAGAAAGCGAUCGAAGGAACCUGGGAGGAAAUCUGUAACAAUCCGACAAUGGAGGCAGAGGUAUUAAAGGAGAUUAAAGAAGUAGCAAGCUCAUUGAAAUUGGAACGGUUUGAGAUUCCUAUCAAGGUACGAUUAAGCCCAGAUCCCUGGACGCCUGAAACUGGUCUGGUUACAGAUGCAUUUAAACUGAAGAGAAAAGAACUGAAAAACCACUAUUUAACAGACAUAGAGAGGAUGUACGGAGGGAAAUAGAAAAGUAACACCAUGUGACUUUCUACAGACUUGGAUAUACAUGCUCAAUUUGGGAAAGUUGUGACUAUGCAUGUUUGUGCAGUUAAAAGUGAAGAAGAAUUAUUAUUGGUUUUAAUGACUGAAAUGUAAAAUGUUUUCACCUGAAUUCUGAAUUAUGAACUAGUCAACGGUUAUUUAUUUGAACAAAUCAUUUGCACACAACACCCUCCACCUUAACGUGUUAUCAUAUUACCAAUAUGAAAGUGACAUUUUAUUUCUGUAGUCAUAAAAAUAAUUGGUUGGUUAAGGGUAUAUAAACACAAGUGUGGGGUUAUGGGACUUUACUUUGUUUUCUCAUUACGAGGACAUCUAAAUGUAUGUGGAAUACGAACAGUGGGGCAGAUGUAUUAACCUGGAGAAGGGAUAAAGAAGUGAUACAGCAGUGAUAAGCGUUAGGUGAUCACGCACCAGCUAAUCAUUACGGAUUUGGAAAAUGACAGUUAGGAGCUGAUUGGCUUGUGAGUUAUCAUCUUGCACUUAUUACAUCUACUGUUCUACAUACAUUCUAAAUCUUUUUCUAGAUGUGUCUCCUUAAAGGAAGAAAUAGAUUGCAAAACCCUUCCUGACUGACUCUUGGCUGUUUGCACUUUGUGGUUUUCUAAGUUGUUGUAGUUUAUGAUUGCUAUAUAGGCAGUGGUGGUGUUCUCAAACAUUCACACUUUGUGAUCCAUCUAUUUUAUAGUUACAAUCCCUGUGCUUACCUGCCCUAGAUAUGGAAUAUGCAGAGCAACUGUGUUGGUUGUCACUGGCAUGAUGCUGGCACCAUAAUGGACAAUCCUCUUGUACAGUACAGGAUUGGAACUUUUACUGCCAUUCUAUGUGGAAGAUAAUCAGUGCCCGUGUAAUAGCUGGAUAUGACUUGAUCAUAGAAUCUGGUGUGUACUCUCAGCUCCAGAUUCCUAUUUGAUCAUAACUUUUAGUGCAUUGGAUAUUCUUCCUGCUGCCAACACUACCAAAUAUUUAGCAGCGUUGACUUUCACAGCGCAGCAGAGUGCAAUACACUGAAAAUACGAUCAUUUAUUUACAGGAAGACUUUUAGAAAAACGUGGCAUGUGGGCAUCCCAAAGCCUUUGUACUGUGCUAUCAUUAAGCAAAUUCUUAAUUAGUAACUUUUUCGAGACAAAACAUUGAAACCAAAAAAAAAAUGCAACUCGCUCAUUCUUGAUACGAGUGUAACCGGUUGGUUAUGUAUUACUGUAUUUAUUAUGUGACUUUACAUAUCGGGACUGACAAUGUGUCUUUAGUACUACUUCUAAAAUACAUUUAGGGACAGAUCCAAUUACCUGUGUGGUUCACCGCUUGUUUAACGCCCAGAGCUAUUCAAGUAUUAUGCAUUUUCCCCAUGCUAUAAAUCCGUGGGUAACGUGCGCGAACACAUAGAUUCAAUGUAAAGUGCUGGAGUCUAUGGGUUUACCUGCAUAUUAAACCCCAGCAGCUACAGUUACAAUAGAUUUUUCUUCACACAUGUCAUGAGGCUGUGAUGAAAAAUACUUGUUAUGCAUGGGGAUGCAGAACCUUACUAAACAGGUCCGAGCCAACAAUUAGCCGCAGCUAAUUGUUUGUCCCUAAAUUACAUCUUAUAUCGUAAGAUUAUGAUAUGAACCAAAAUAUCCCAAAUAUAGGUUUGCAAAUUGUAAGAGACUGCUACGGGUGUUGCUUUAAAGCUCAAUCACUAGAAUGUUUGCUUCUUUUCUCUUGUAUAUUUAUAUACUGGAAAUUCUGUGUAUUAAAUAUUGGUAUAAUCCCAUGUUAACAGGGGCUGCUGUAAUGCUGGCUAUAGGCCAACAAUUCUCCCUAUUCAUGGGCUUAUCUUUUUUUUUUCUUCUGCAUUGGUUCCUGUAGUCUAAUCUAGCCAUCAUCUGUAGUUGGUGGUUUACACAUAUGAAUUUUUAAAUAAUGUAAGGGUUAGACUAGUUGCUGAUCACCUGCUGUUGAACUACAGCUCCCAGCAUACCCUGCCAGCCAGGUGCUCAACAGCAGCAUGAGUCACAGCUAGCCUACCUCUCUAUAAAACAGGAUGAUUCUUGAUGCCGAUGUACUUGCCAUUUUUCUAAUGUUGGAUCGUUACUGUUGUUGUAAUGCUUUGUACAGUUGUCCGCUAGCCACAGAACAUGUUCCCUUGUAAGAGCUUAAACUAUUUAUUAGGAUGACUAUAUUUUGAAACCUAUUUAAAAUCAUAUGUAUAUGAAGUUUUCAGAUGUCUUUUAUUGUCACUGUAUAGAAACUGGGUUUUAGGGGGUUGUUUUUUUUUUUUUUCCUUUUUCUAAUUGUUUGUUACUGAAAGAUGACAUAUUUUCUAUGGUAUCGCCUGUAGCCAGUAUACGACUAGAAUAUUUGUGCUGUACUUAGGUAUGAAACUUUGUUCUAGUCUGGGUUUGGACAAACUGAUGUCAUUUUGUUACAAUUCCCGGUGCACCAUUGGCUAAACUUAGUUAUUCCUGCAGUUACCCUACAGCUGGACCUCUCUUUUACAGACUAGUUACCGCAAGUCCUGAACAAACAUACUGCGGCCUUAAAUCUCCCUCGGACUAAUCCAGUAAUACUGUAUUGUGCGUAAACAACGUUUCAGACUACGUUCUUGAUGUCCGUUAAAAUCACAUGGGACGUUAAGUUAAUUUAAAUGGCCCUUAAAAGGGAUUGGUUAGUCUGUAAGGUAUGUUAGGUACAAAAAUUAAUUCUAAUUUUCAUGUACCAAUCAUUGAACAUUCCUUACAAGUGACUAAUGGUGUAAAAUCAACAAUCAAAGCAAGCCCUUAUAAUGUACCGCUCAUUUAUCCAUAAUGGAGGCAGCCUUUUUGUGCUCUCCACAAUAAUUUGAGAAUGUGGCUAUCCGUUACCUGGGACCCAGUGACUCCUGAAUGUGCGGCCUCGCGAGACUUAGUCAUGCAGUGCCAUGUUGAUGUCACUAAUUCUUGGUGUAUUGAUAGCCAGUGGUCUUGUGAACAUUGUUUAAUCUGCUUCCACUGGGUAUAAGUGAUCGGUGUUCUUAUAAACCGCAAGAAAAACAGCCAGCCAUUAUUUUUUUUUUAUAAAAAUGGAGCUGCUUUUAUAUUUAUCACUGCCAGAGAAAAAGGGACCACUUUAACCUUUUAAGGGGGAAAAAAAACAAGAGUUUUAUGGUUUUUGUGUAUUUUGUUUUCUGAACAUAUCGAGUUAUUGGAGUCUCUUGCUACCUGUUAAUUUAUUACAAUUUUCCAGCUUUAGAUGACUCUGGUAGAACAGAUGUUGACGUGUCAUUAACAUGACAUGCAUUUGAUAGUGUGACAUGAAAUGCUUGACUCUUUUGAAAGGUGUGUGUUGUUGGUGGGGGUUUUUUGUGUUUUUUUUCUGUUUGUUUUGGUUUUUGUUUUUCUACAAAUUGUGUAUUAAAAACUGCCUUUGUGUGUCUAUUUCUGAUUUGUCUCAGGAUUAAUGCCUCCAUUGAGGACAGGAAAGUGAAACAUGCAUUCAAACCAGGAUGAAUAAAAUGGUUACAUUUGGUUACAAAGCACAAA
Pseudophryne corroboree (corroboree frog) is the source of this 6110-nucleotide messenger RNA. RefSeq names its product acyl-CoA synthetase long chain family member 4 (gene ACSL4). The coding region runs from base 442 to 2577 and encodes 711 amino acids. Gene Ontology annotation, biological process: long-chain fatty-acyl-CoA metabolic process; long-chain fatty acid metabolic process; neuron differentiation. Gene Ontology annotation, cellular component: endoplasmic reticulum; plasma membrane; lipid droplet. Gene Ontology annotation, molecular function: arachidonate-CoA ligase activity. NCBI's taxonomy places the organism in Eukaryota, Metazoa, Chordata, Amphibia, Anura, Myobatrachidae. The transcript is spliced from 16 exons. The record is from RefSeq and is a predicted model, not a curated record.